UAAGUUUAAGACUACAACACAAUUCACGGAAUGGUGGAAUUGAACAUCUGAUUCAAAUGACAAUGCAUAUCACGCUUCUGGCUCGUGUGAAACGAUCUAUACAAAUUGCAACAACUUUCUCCAUUGAACACUUACGGUGUUACAGUUCUGCAACAAAUCAAAAGGAUAAAAGAAGCCGGCACUAAAGGAAAGUUUUCACGUGGAUCUGUAUAAUGCCUGGAUACGAAGGAAAGGGAUCCCUUGUUUGGUUUGAUGGCAAUGUGGGGUAUUUGCUGCCAGGGAAGUUGUUGUCAUUUGUUGGACAAGAUGUCAAGGUGCAGCACCAAGAAGAUGGACAGGUUCACACAGUUCGUGGAAAUGCUGUCAUUCCAAGACAGGAGUUGGAUCCACACGGGGUGGAUGACAUGAUAAAAAUGGAUGACUUGCAUGUCGGAUCAAUUUUGUACAACAUUCGUAAAAGAUACAGACAGGACCAGAUUUAUACUUACAUUGGCAGUAUAUUAGUGGCAGUAAAUCCAUACAUGCCUUAUGAUGUAUAUGGCCCUGACACAAUACAGAAAUACCAUGGUGCACCAACAAAUGCUCUUCCACCACACAUCUUUGCAAUUGGAAAUGCAGCACAUGAGACCAUGUUACGGACUGAACGCAAACAAGCUGUUGUCAUCAGUGGAGAGAGUGGUGCUGGUAAAACUGAAUCCACAAGGUUACUUGUUGAGUUUUUGGCAGCUGUCAAUCAAACAAAUGGCAGUCUAGUCACAAAACAGAUUGUGGAAGCAACUCCUUUGCUUGAAUCAUUUGGAAAUGCUAAGACAGUGAUGAAUGACAACUCUAGUAGAUUUGGAAAAUACUUGGAGAUUUUCUAUAACAGUGAAGGGAAAAUUGCUGGUGGACGAGUGUCUGAAUAUUUGUUGGAAAGAUCCAGGAUUGUUGGACAGGCCAUUGGUGAAAGGAAUUACCACAUAUUUUAUGAGGUUCUUUGUGGAUUACCUGAACAGCAGAAGCAAAAAUUGAGUUUAACCAGUGCUGCAGACUUCUUUUACCUUAACCAGGGUAAUGCAAGUGUUAUACCAAACAGGAAAGAAGAAUCUCACUUUCAACAUGUUGUUGAAGCCAUGGAUAUCCUUGGAAUAUCUGAAAAUGAGAGAGAGGCCAUAUUUGAAGUUCUGGCAAUCAUUUUACACCUAGGAAAUGUGGACUUUGGAAACACAGAGGCUGGUGGCCAGGAAGCAGCAGUUAUUAUGGGUCAAAAUGAAGCUGCAAUUGUGUCUCAGUUAUUAGGGCUUGGUACUCAAGAUCUGAUCGUAUGUCUAACCCAUAAAGAAACAGCAGCAGGAAACUCCAAAGUCAAGAGCCCCAGUUCUCCGGAUGAAGCUCUAGAUGCAAGGGAUGCACUUGCCAAGGAAAUAUAUACACACCUUUUUGAUUGGCUGAUAAGCAAAGUGAAUAACAUUGUAUUCAAAGACAAGAUGUAGCUGUCUAUUGCUGUACUUGACAUCUUUGGCUUUGAGGAUUUUGAAAAGAACAGCUUUGAACAGUUGUGCAUCAACUUUGCAAAUGAAACUCUGCAGUUUUUCUUCAAUCAGUUUGUCUUCAGAAUGGAACAAGAUGAGUAUGCUAGUGAACACAUCCGCUGGACAGACAUUCCAUUUUUUGAUAAUCAGCCAAGACUGGACCUGUUGGCCAAGCCUCCAUACGGGUUGAUACACAUUCUAGCUGACGCUACUGGCUUUCCCAAGGCAGAUGAUUUGUCAUUUUUGGAGAAGUGCCAUUAUCACCAUGGGCAAAACAAAUUUUAUGAAAAACCAAAAACUCCAAAACCAGAAUUUGCAGUUUGUCAUUAUGCUGGUACUGUCUCAUACCAGGUGACUGGCUAUCUGGAAAAGAACAGGGAUGGUCUCAAACCUGAUCUGGAAGAUCUCAUCUCAAGCUGUCAAAAUAAAUUCAUUCAGGAGCUAUUUCCAGACCUUCAAAGUGAGGAAUUUUCAAUAAAAGGAUUAAAACUUCCUUCUCAACCAAAGAACUCCUUAAGAAUGCCAUUGGGUCAGAAAAAGAAACCAACAGUUUGUGGAAAAUUUAAUGACUCCUUGAUAAGACUGGUGGUUGCCAUGAAGAGUUGUAACCCAUUCUUUGUGAGAUGUAUUAAACCAAACAGCACAAAGGCACCAGGGAAAUUUGAAAUUCCUCUUGUUGUUGAGCAGCUAAGAUAUUGUGGGAUUGUGGAGACUGACAAGAUCCGAAAAGCUGGCUAUCCCAUCAGAUAUGGAUAUGCAGAUUUUAUUAAAAGCGGUCAGCAAUUUUUGUUCUUUUUUUUUUGUGAUCAAAACGGGGCAAAUGUUGUCGAGGUUGUGUGGUUGGAGUAUAGUACCGAAUCUGAUUCUGAAUCUGGUUCAAGCAGGAACUGUUAG
This is a messenger RNA of Stylophora pistillata, 2405 nucleotides long. Its product is annotated as unconventional myosin-XV. Gene Ontology annotation, cellular component: cytoskeleton; myosin complex. The record is from RefSeq and is a predicted model, not a curated record. Lineage: Eukaryota; Metazoa; Cnidaria; Anthozoa; Scleractinia; Pocilloporidae. Gene Ontology annotation, molecular function: ATP binding; protein binding; cytoskeletal motor activity.